Angiostrongylus costaricensis is the source of this 633-nucleotide messenger RNA. The record is from the annotation of a GenBank genome assembly. Lineage: Eukaryota; Metazoa; Nematoda; Chromadorea; Rhabditida; Metastrongylidae.
AUGGAGGUGCUCGUGGAGCGAAAGGAGUUCAUAAGAGCUCAACUAGAUCCAACACUCUACGAAACGCAAACACCGUCAAAUCAAAUCAAUCAGGUGCUUAGACUGUUGGACAAUCCUGUUCUACCAAUCAGUCCAGAUGAAGAAAGGGACGAAGAAACCGAGAAAAUGGAAAAGGAUCUGAACCGCGCUCUUGAAUCUAUUCGCUGGAAACAAGAAAUCACUGAAAUUGAAACAAAACAGACAAUAGCGAAUGGUGUGAUGCUUGUUCAAACCAGAAUCAUCGAAGCGACGAAACGACGUCGAAAUUUUAGCAAAGAAGCUGUAGCUAUUUUACAAGAAUAUUACGACAAUCAUCUAGCUCACCCGUAUCCAAGUGAAAGAGAAAAAAUUAGACUCGCUGAAAAAUGUCAUAUCUCUGUACAGCAGUAUUACUCACUGAACAUCAAAAUGCUAAACAGUAGAGGAAACUGGCCUCAUUCUCCUGACCCUGAAAGAGCCUCUAAUUCGGUAGCGUUGGGUAUGACGAGUACAGAGAGGCUGCUAAAAUCUCAGGGCCAAUGGAAGCUGCCAGGAUUGCAAGAAACUAAGGUGACGAUCUGUACCCACAAUACACAUACACUUGCAUCCGAAUAG